Molecule: messenger RNA, 801 nt
Organism: Platichthys flesus (European flounder)
Lineage: Eukaryota; Metazoa; Chordata; Actinopteri; Pleuronectiformes; Pleuronectidae
Product: gastrula zinc finger protein XlCGF49.1-like
Exons: 3
Coding region: 1-801 (266 amino acids)
Source: RefSeq, a predicted model, not a curated record
AUGAGGAUUCAUACAGGAGAGAAACCGUUUAGUUGCUCUGAGUGUGGUAAAAGAUUUAUCCGUAGGGGCGAUCUAAAUAGACAUAUGAGGAUUCAUACAGGAGAGAAACCGUUUAGUUGCUCUGAGUGUGGUAAAAGAUUUAUCCAUAGGGGCGAUCUAAAUAGACAUAUGAGGAUUCAUACAGGAGAGAAACCGUUUAGUUGCUCUGAGUGUGGUAAAAGAUUUAUCCGUAGGGGCAAUCUAAAUAUACAUAUGAGGAUUCACACAGGAGAGAAACCGUUUAAUUGCUCUGAGUGUGGUAAAAGAUUUAUCCGUAGGGGCGAUCUAAAUAAACAUAUGAGGAUUCAUACAGGAGAGAAACCGUUUAGUUGCUCUGAGUGUGAUAAAGGAUUUAACCAAAGGAGCAAUCUUAAUAGACAUAUGAGGAUUCAUACAGGAGAGAAACAGUACACAUGUGAUGUCUGUAAGAGAAAGCUACCUACCUGUCUCCAUGAUUACACCUAUAGAGCACACACAGGUGGAGAGGGGACUGUAUGCAGUUCGAACACAGCUCCAAACACGGCUAAUGAAACCACAGUGGUUACAGCACUAAAUGUCACUAGAGUGGGCCAAUCAGACAUCACCUCCAUGAUCAUCCUGGUGUCGGUGUCUACAGCCAAAAACCCAUCUAAUGAGCAGCUUGUGUAUGCAUUGUUAGACACCCAAAAUGAUAGCACCUUCAUCGAUGAAGAAUUAGCCAAUCAGUUACAAGCAGAUGCCUACCCUACUCAGGGGACCACCAGAGACCCAAAGAACGAGUGA